GUCCGAUGAGUUUAUUAUAUUUUUGUUAUAUUCCCUGAAUAAAUAUUCUCAAAUUGGACAACUUUCAAAACAAUAGGCAGUAUAUUCUAAAUUUAUAUUGCUUAUUUAUUUUACCACUAUUUUUUUGUGAACCUUUUAACCAAUUAUUGACUAAAUGUGAAAAUUGUAUUGUGUGGUAAAUGUCAAAAUUUCAGUCAGUGAAAUCGUGCUAAUCAUCGAGAUUCGAGAUCAUAGUUGAAAAUUCGUGAUGUACUUAUAUUUGAAAACAUAUGGUAAUAGUGAACAGAGUGUUAUAUUCAGCGGUUUCUCUUAAUUGGGCAGUUGGCUGCAGAUCGAGGAGUGCAAGUGGAUGAAACAAUUUUGAGAAAGUGAAGGGUGCUGGAGCGCGCGGUGAGUGGAGAUGAGCUCGCCACCGCCCGUGCAGGAGGUGGAAGUCGGAGACGAGUCUAUGGAAGACGACUCCGCCGACAUGAUACCCGCUGACAGAUUCACGCUGCCCGCGAAGGCCGACGCCGUGGUGGAACUGUGGCGAGCAAAGAUGGCGGAAGGCGUGCUGUCGCCGGCGCAUUUCCAGGACCACUGGAGGGUGACCGUGCCGAGGAUAUAUUCGCCGCAGCCUAACAGGAGUUGUCUAGACUGGUCAUUCGACGAGGAGCUAGCAGCGAAACUAUUAAUCCAGCCGCUAGAGCAAUUGAUAUGGGGCUCCAGCGAGGGCUCGGCGCCUCCGCCGCCGCGGCGCUCCACGCUGUGCGGGCGGGUGUUCAAACAAGGCGAGCCAGCGUACAGCUGUCGCGAGUGUGGUAUGGACAACACAUGCGUACUCUGCGUGGAGUGUUUCAAAGUCUCCGCGCACAGACACCACAAGUAUAAGAUCGGUCAGUCGGGCGGCGGCGGGUGCUGCGACUGUGGCGACACGGAGGCUUGGAAGCGUGACCCCUUCUGCGAACUGCAUGCGGGUCCCGAUGAUGAAGAACCAGCACAGGCCAGCAUCAGCCCUGAAGUUAUAGAAAGGAUGAAGACCGUCGCGAACGUCUCUCUAUCCUACUGCUUUAGGCUGCUCACACUUGACCAUGCCCCCGGCUUGCCCAACGAGUUGAGGUUAAAAGAUGCAGAACGAGAACGGGAUCCGUUGCAGAUCUUAGACCAACCCGACUGUUACUGCACAGUGCUUUAUAACGACGAAACGCACACAUUUGAACAGGUGAUAACCACCCUAACCCGCGUGAUGAAAGUGAACCACCGGGACGCGGUAGAACUAGUGUCUCUCAUCGACCGCGAGGGCCGAGCGCUAGUCAAGUGCAGCUCUUUCCAAGUCUGUGAUAGACUCAAGAACGACAUUGAGAUCUGCACGGCGAUGUUCGAAAGGUUCACGUCCCGCACCGGCCCCGCGCUCAAGGUUCUCGUGAUGCACGCACACGUGUUAGCGCACCAGACCUUCGCCAUGAAGCUCCUACAGUGGCUUCAAAACUUCGUAGCCCAAGAGCCUUCACUCCGCCUGGCGGUCUCCCAAGUAGCUUUAGGCGAGGACGCCGGCCCCAUCGGCGCCUCCUCCCUUAGCGGCGGCGGCGGCGUGGCCGUGGGCGUCAUGCAGAAUGACUGUCGCAUGUGGAAGGCUGCUAGGACUGCUUGGCAUAGACUGUCGAUAGCUACAACCCUCAUGGACUAUACUACUAAGAAGACCAUGGCGAUAUUGUUCACUAAGAACUAUGGCUCGAUCCUCAAGGACUUCAUCCGCGACGACCACGACCACUCUUUCUCCGUGUCCUCUCUCUCCGUGCAGCUGUACACGCCGCCCACGCUAGCGCAGCACCUGAUAGCCAAGCACGACGCGCUGUUCGUCGUGAUGAACACGUUCGUGAGCGAGUGCAACAGACGGUGCAACAGCAAGGGCCGGCUCGAAUUCGACCGAAACCACGUCUCAAUGGCCUUCAAACGCGCUCAGUUCGUCCUCUACGAUGUGAAGUACCUUCUCGGCUCUCUACCGACCAGUUUCGAUGAUGAUCUGAGGAAGGGCUUCCUACAUGGACUGUCUUUGAUGCUGAAUCUGCUGGUUAUGAUGCAGGGAAUGGACUCUGUAGUCAGACAGGUUGGUCAACAUAUGGAAUACGAACCAGAAUGGGAGCUGCCUUCAAUCUCCACGUCCGCCUUCAACCUCCACGUCAAGCUAGCUCACAGCAUCACACUAUCUUUAGAAUGGUGCGCGCUUGAACGAGCGCUGUGUGCGUCCGCCUACCGCAUGGCUUUGAGACGCCAUGCUGACACCACUACCUACCAACCCAGACAAGUUAAAGAACUAGGCAACCAAUCAGCCUCAGUCAUCCCGUAUGACGUGUCGACCGAACCUGUCUCCAUCCAUCGGCCGCUUUCCCGGUUUCUGGCUGGUCUGCAUCUGUCUCUACACAAACACGGCUUGAAUUACCACAGUCCUGAGUUCGACCGACAAGAUCGACCGAAGCCUCCCCCUGAGGAACUUAUUGAGCCCGUGUUAAGAACAAUGGCCAUGAUCGCGCAAGUUCACGCCGGCAUGUGGAGGCGGAAUGGCUUCGCGCUGCUCAACCAAUUGUACUUCUACCACAACGUCAAAUGUCGCGCCGAAAUGUUAGACAGAGAUGUCGUUAUGCUACAGAUCGGAGCCUCUCUCAUAGAGAGCAAUGAGUUCAUAAUACACGUCCUAAAUAAAUUCAACCUGCUUGACUGGGCCGCUUCGGAUUUCGAACAACGAGGGGUUGAAGACGAUGCCUUGAGGCACACCAUCAGUAUGCUUGAAGAGUUCCUAGGACUACUUAUUACUGUGGUGGGAUCUCGAUAUGUACCUGGUGUUGGGGAAGUCACUAAUGAAGACAGGACGAAGAAAGAAAUCAUACAGAUGCUCUGUGUCAAACCGAUGCCGCACUCAGAACUUAACAAAUCGUUACCUGAUGUUAAAAACCAGCUACACGAAACUGGAUUAGAAGCCGUCAUUCAUGAGGUUGCCGACUUUAUAAAACCCACCGGCGGGAACAAUCGAGGCGUCUACAAACUGAAGCCACAUCUCUAUGACGAAUACGACACGUUCUUCUAUCAUUAUACUAGGGAGGAGCUGUCGAGAAGUGAAGAGGAACAGAGGAGUAGGAGGAAAGCCGCAGGUCUUCCUGAAUGCUGCCCACCGCCACCUCUGCCUAAGUUAACGCCACCCUUCCGCCUUCUAGCAAGCUUACUGCAAUGUGAUGCUGUAAUGUACGUUCUGAGGACAGUAUUAGAGCGAGCGUUGGACCUCAGGGCGAGGUCGUUUUCGGAGACACAAGUGCAUAAGGCUCUACACCUAAUGGGCUACGCCCUCCGCGAUGAAGAGAGCGGUCACUAUGAGUUCCUCGCAUUCGCCGAAAGCGCACAGAGAAACGGUCUCCUAGUUCUCCUUCAAAGGCUAGUCGUGAGCCCUCGCGUCGACGCGCAUCGCCCGCUCGCCAAGUGGCUCCUACACAAGUGCAAGACAUUGCUGGGGCAAGCGGACGAACACGUCGGCGACGGAGAACAAAUGGAGACCGACCAGGAAGAGAAACCGCCUAACGAUGAUGCUGCCGAAGCGGAGAAGGCGCGUCGCGCUAAGCUAGCGGCGGAACGGAGGGCCAAAGUGAUGGCUCAGAUGAAAGCGCAAAUGAACAAUUUCAUUUCAAACAACGCUGUUCUGUUUGAAGAAACCACCACCGAGGUGACGGCGGAGGAGCAGGAGAUCCGGCCGCUGUACUGCGGCGCCGCGCUCGGCGUGUGGGGCGGCGGCGUCACCGAGGCGCCGCGCGUCUGCAUCAUGUGCCAAGAGGAGGCUCGCGUGGAUCUGACGGCGGAGCCGCUAGUCCUAGUCUCGUUCGCGUGCGGCUCCGCCGUGCUGCCGGUCGCCGCCGAGCAGCCGCGCGCGCACGUGUCGGUGUGCGGGCACGCGCUGCACGCCGCCUGCGCCACGAACUACGUGCGCGGCGUCUUCGAGAGGGAGAUCAGACGGCCAUACCGCCAGCGACAGCCGGCCGGUUUCGACGUGGAGAAGAAGGAAUACCUCUGCCCCCUCUGCGAGCGCCUCUGCAACACCUCUCUACCCCUCCUCCCCGCGCCUACAUUACCUGCCGGUGCGCCUCCACCCCUCUCGGAAGAAGUAUUCAGGGAUUCCGUCGCGUUGAUACUACAGCACCAAGUGUGCUCCGAGGCUGUACACGUGUGCACCGAGUCUUGCGAAGAGAUACUUUGCCAGGCGCGAGCGCGCAGCGUAGGAGCGCAGUCAUCCGACAUGGAAGACGGGGAAUCAACCGACGAGGCACCCGUCUACAUGCUCACUCAGUCCCAGGACCUGCUGCCGCAGGAAUUCAUGGCGCACUUCGAGGGAGAAAUACCCGCCUACACGGACGAUAUGAAGAGACUCAUCACAGAGUUUGUCAAUAUAUUGCCAGCUCUUAUCGGUGACUUUGAGGGCUCGAAUCCGAUGUCCUCCGUAGAAGCUCUAUACAAGGCCACAUCAUACACAAUCCUUAGUACAAACGCAGUCCUACAAGCCGAGAAGCGACCGCUCCUAGGCGACCUGCCCUCCAGGCAUCGCGACGCCCUUCAAGCUUUAAUACGACUCGCCGCCGUCAUCCCGUCCGUCUGGCCAUCGCCUAAACAGCUAGCACACCACGCAUUAGAAAACUUAAACACACUCGAACGCACUUCCCCCUUAACUCACCACCCCUUCGAAACAUUAGUAGCUCUAGUCUUAACCGCUCCCUCGCUCUUCAGCAAAACGGCCGGCCCGGCACGACCCAACCACCUCGCCAGGCAAUUCACCAUAGAAGUAUUCCGCGCUCUCAUCACGCGAGCCAUGAUCGUACUAGACGUCUCGAGUUGCGUCAACCACGAACCGAUGGAAGGUCAAGAAGAUUACAAACCUACAAAACCUGAUUUAGAAAACUUACUCUCAUUCAUGAAGACUUUACGACGAGGCAACUUAGAUAUCGAAGAGUUAAACGCAAAUGACGUUUGGGAGAAAAUCAAAAAUCAAUGCUACACAUUCUUAAGAGCAUCCUGUCUAUUCUACCACUUCUUAAGCGAUAUAAGUCCGCCUACAGAGCUAACGGUCGUCGGUGGUGACACUUGGGAGGUCAUGUGUGGAUACCUAGACUUGCCUAGUACUUUUAGAGAGUUAAUAGAUACUCCGAUGGCUAGGAGUAAGUCUGAAGAGUGGUCAGGGCUAUCUAACGAGUGGUUCGCUGGAGAAAUUGAUAUAAAGACUGUAGUUGAGACGAAUGAGCCUCCGAAACUAGUUCCGUUGCCAGAUGAUUUCUCGGAGUUGAUGAAUGUGGUGUCUGAGUUCUCAUGUCCGAAUUCUGAGAGGGAUGACAGCAAGUACCCGACCAUGUGUUUGGUGUGCGGACAGAUAUUGUGUUCACAGAGUUAUUGCUGUCAGACUGAGAUUAAGAAGAGCGGGCGAAGCGGCGGGUCGGAGCUGGUGGGCGCCGUGGUGGCGCACGCGCUGUCGUGCGGCGCGGGCGCCGGCGUGUUCCUGCGCGUGCGCGACUGCGAGCUGCUGCUGCUCGCUGCGCCUGCGCGCGGCGCCAUGCUGCCCGCGCCCUACCUCGACAACUACGGCGAGACCGACCAGGGUCUCCGGCGCGGCAACCCUCUGCACUUGUGCCCGAGUCGCUACGAGACGCUCCGCAUGCUGUGGCUGAGCCACGGCCUGCACGAGCGCAUCGCGCGCACGCUCGACACCAACAUGCUUGUCACCACGCAGUGGCAGAACAUGUGAGCCGACACAUGUGACAUUGUAAGGAGAAAUUGUCUUUAAAAGACGCUGUAUGAUUGAUUUUAUCUCAAAUUUUGAUGUACGCAUCGGGCUAGUAUUAGGGUCAAACAGAUUUUAAUGUAUGGGUAAUUGGUUAUAUCUCUCCUGUGGACAUUACAAAAGUUAAGAAAAUCUAGUGCUAAUUUUUAGACGACAUUCUAAAGACGGGAAACAUUUUUUUAGUUCUUGACACUCAA
Leguminivora glycinivorella is the source of this 5982-nucleotide messenger RNA. RefSeq names its product E3 ubiquitin-protein ligase UBR1 (gene Ubr1). Gene Ontology annotation, molecular function: zinc ion binding; ubiquitin protein ligase activity. Gene Ontology annotation, biological process: protein ubiquitination; ubiquitin-dependent protein catabolic process via the N-end rule pathway. Gene Ontology annotation, cellular component: ubiquitin ligase complex; cytoplasm. NCBI's taxonomy places the organism in Eukaryota, Metazoa, Arthropoda, Insecta, Lepidoptera, Tortricidae. The record is from RefSeq and is a predicted model, not a curated record.